AUGCACCGGCUUACUCCAUAUCUUCAGCAAAUCCAAGGCAGCGACUGCGAGUUUCAGCUUGCCGCAACUUGCAACCUGCGCUGGUGUCGAAGAGUCCGUUGGAGAGAUGGUCCAAAGAACGAGGCGCUUUUUGGCAUCUGCGCGCAGAGCCUGAACUGGACAGGCAACAUGCUGGCUGGCAGCUCGAUCUUCGCGGUCAUCUACGCCUCGGUCACCAUCUGGUCCGCCGUCCUCUCUCGUCUGCUGCUGGAGCGAGUGCUAACAGAGUGCCAGUGGCUGAGCAUCUUUGCCGUCUUCUCGGGCUUGGCCGUCACUGGGGUAGAUGCCAGGAGCACCGGCGAAAGUAUUUUUCUUGGCACCUGCAUGAUUGGAGCAGGCACGGUUCUCCAUGCGACUUGCCACGUCCUGUCGGAGAUGGUCUCGGUACGAGGAGCCAGGAUCCCGGCGCAUUUGAACGCCUCGAUCCAGGGUCUCACCGGCUGCGCCGUUGUAGGAGCUUGGCAGCUCACGUUUACCACUUCCCACUGGUCACGAAUAACGGAACCGAUGGCUGAAGUUGGCACCUCCUGGCUAGAAGCCUCGCUGCUUCUUGCUGCCGUGGCACUGGGGAACUUCGUUCAUGCUGGAACCUUCUUCUACCUUCUCACACGAGUCGGAGCCGUGUCCACGGGCGUGGCCAAGGCUUUACAGGGCGUCGCUGUUUUCGCGCUCUCCCACCUCCUGUACUGCAGGCAAGAUGCAUCGCAGUGCUUCUCUCCAGCGAAGGGCUUGUCGCUGCUCAUCGUCACAGCUGGAGUCGUGAGUUAUGUUCUUGCGACGAGUUCUGCCACCAGCUCUGCCAAGCGGAGCAGCCACUAG
This is a messenger RNA of Symbiodinium sp. CCMP2592, 858 nucleotides long. The record is from the annotation of a GenBank genome assembly. NCBI's taxonomy places the organism in Eukaryota, Dinophyceae, Suessiales, Symbiodiniaceae.